Molecule: messenger RNA, 5191 nt
Organism: Dermacentor andersoni
Lineage: Eukaryota; Metazoa; Arthropoda; Arachnida; Ixodida; Ixodidae
Product: monocarboxylate transporter 3-like
Biological process (GO): transmembrane transport
Molecular function (GO): transmembrane transporter activity
Source: RefSeq, a predicted model, not a curated record
AAGGCGACGUGGCUGCGGUGAACGGGAAGAUGGGCGACGUGUUUGCGGUGAACGAGACUGGUGUCCGCGUGGAGAUGGUGAGCGGCUGUGCCACGUGUUCCGAGCAGAGUUGGCGGCACUGUUAGAUUCGAUGGUGGGCGAAACAUUGCGGGUACUUCUAUCAAAACGGCUGAGGUUGGUCGGCGUGCGAGGUGUUGAGGGCCACGAGUUGCCACAGUAUCGGGCGACAUGACCAAUGCAGCGACAGGUGAAACAUAUCGGCUAGUCGAACGCAGUUCUCCACUCAGUCGAGUUGCGAUUACGUGGAAAGAAGCGCCGGGGUUGAGCAAAAAUAGUAGAAGGGUGUUCGUUAGCUCUGCGAUUGGCGACAGCACACACAGACUGUAAACGAAUGUUGUCAAGUUCCUGGCAAACGAUGGCUUGCACGAGGGGAACUGAAAAUGUGGUAGCAUGAGGGCUACGCGAACAUAAAGCUGCGGGCGCCAUCGCAUCCAGUUCACAUCAAACGAUUCGCACCACGUCCUUUGAUGGCGACGCAUGCUGCUGUGCGGGUUGAUCUGCACACGUCGACGUUGCGGCAGUGUUGGCAAGUCUAGCGAAUGGCUGAGAGACGCGCCAGCUUUUGGCCUUCUCGAAUUGUCGGCACUCUUUCAUGAUCGCGUCAACUGUAGAGCAGCUCUCGCAUAUGAGCAGAUUAAACGAGUCGUCAGCAAUGCCCUUAAGCACGUUCCCGAACUUCUCAGCUUCUGUCAUGUCGUGAUCAGUUUUACGACAAAGUGUCAGCACGUCCCUGAUGUAUGAGACGCAGGCCUCCGUGGGGGAUUUGGCACGGUAGGCAUGUUCCUGCUUUGCGACAAUAUCACGGCCAGCUGGUUUGCCAAACAACUCUGUCAAUUUCUCUUUGCAUUGAUCCCAGCAGGAUAGCUCCUCUUCGUGGUUUUCGUACCACACUAUUGCCGUGCCUCUUAGGUAGAACAGCAGGUUAGCUAGCAUAAGCGUAGGGUCCCAUCUGUUAAUUUCACUCAUGCAUUCGUGCAUGGUGACCCACUCUUCAACGUCGGCGCCAUCAGUCCCGCAGAAAGUGCCAGGGUGCUUGGGUUGCACAACGACAACCGAAGGUUACAGUGACGUAGCUGGCGACGGAGACGUUGGAGAUGGCAACGACGUUGAUCCCGCGUGCUCACCGUCAUCCAUGGUGCGGACAGUCAUGCGAUGUCCACUGCGUAGCUCCGUUGUCAGUCGUGGUACCCAGCACCUCCACCAAUAUGUUACGGGGAUGUUGCGAGUAGAUAAAACUAUAAUUACAAUAUAGAUGCAGGAUCAGUCAGAACAGCUAAGAUGGGUGACCACCAACAAGACACAGCAGCCAGCGUCUCCGAUCUUCUUCCUCUCUCUUCUCUAAUCCUUCCGUAACAAAAUGAAAAAAAAAAAACUGCGAGAAUAGCCUUUCAAUAAAUUUACAGCCUGCUUCCACACAAGCUUUCUGAGAAAGUAAAAUGGCCACUCCAGGAAUCUCAGAAAGAAUGGCUACAGAAAAACGUCAGCAGAUUUUCCGGAAAAGAAAGCUGUUGAAGAACUUGUGCCACGCAGAAGCAUCAGAAAAAAAGCAUCACAUAUUCUAGCGCAAAAAAAUAAACCUGCUAAAUCGCUACACUACCAAAGCGACUAAAUUACAGACCACAACUAACAAUCACAGCUUGUCAUAUAGGCUUGCGGAGAGAAACCCAAAACAAAGGCUGCACAACCUUCUAUUGAGUGCAUAGUCUCGGUAACGUCUGUCGUUGGCUCACUACUGAUAGCUUGGGAUACUUUGUUUAGCAUAUGAGUAACAGUAAACAAACUUUAUUCUUCAGCUUCAUCGAAAUAGUUUGUUAGUUUUGAAAAUUCUAAAAUAGGAUUUUUUUUUCUUUUCAAAUACGAACAUGAAUAAUUACUGUAGAACAUUUGAUUCAUGUUGAAGCCCUAGGAGAUUAGGCAAGCGCUGCAUCCCACCUUUUCUUUAGUCUCUUUUUUUAUUCUCCAACAGAACUAACACGAGAAGCUGGAACUGACACUUGAAAUAUUCUGCUUCUGUAAAGAGAAAGAAGAAAAAUGCGUAAGCGUAUUCACCUGCAUGCACAUACGUAACGAGCGUAGGUGCAACUUGACGCGUUUUUACGCAGAUACAAAAAACACCAAGCCGACGGACAAAAUUCUACCGCUUACUUUUUUUUAUCAGUCACGUGCUUCCAACCGGUGUGCUUUGUAAACAAGUUAUUUUCAUUCUACGGCUUACACACCCGCAUGAAGCGUGUAUAUCUCGCAGUGUCCGAUAAAAACUCACUUCAAUGUGCCGACAUCUGCCAGAGCAGAUGGGACAAAAGUGUCUCUCGAGAUGUUUUCUCCCGCUCUAUGCAUGUCAGUGACCUUGUUUUGCAUGUGCUUGAAGCAUAUUUGUAUCUCCCAUGUCCUCGCGCUGAAAAGACUUUCUGGUUCACGCUCCUUCCCGUGCCUCUGCUGUGCGUCUUCUUCAAUGCAUUCCGUCAAUGAAGUCAUAUCCAGCACGAUAACACAAGGACAUCACAUAUUAGCCACUUCUUCCUUUCAUUGAAUUUCUACCUAGCGCAUCGCAGCUGCGGUGUGCACCAGGUAGUGGACCCAUGGCGCUGGCUUUGGACUCCUUGAAGAGCGACCCAUCGUUCGGGCUGGACUCGAGACGCAGCUGGGUGACGGCGGUAUUUCUGAGCAUAUCCUUGACCAUGGUGAUGACUGCGCAGCAUUCGGUGGGUGUGCUCUUCUAUGGCAUCGUACACAUAUACGGUGUGAGCAGGCAGGAAGCGUCGUGGCCACUUGUGCUGACCAACAGCCUGGCUUGUUUGGCAGGUCCAGUCAUGGGGUUUCUCUGCGGCCGGUGCUCCUGUCAAGUCGUGUUGCUCGUGUCGACCUUAACAGCAGGCGCUUCAGUCUGCGCUUGUUUCUUCGCUGACAGCAUAUUCGCUUUAAAUAUCCUGUUCGGAAUUGUCCACGGAACAGCGGUGUGUGGCGUUCACGUGGCCGUUACCGUCAUCGUGUCCCAGCACUUCGAGAAACGCCGUGCAACAGCGUGCAGCGUAAUUUACACGGCCAUGUGCAUCAACAGCGCUUACUUGCCCCCCUUGACUGAGCUCCUUCGAGUAAAUUAUGGGGUUCAUGGCACCUUCCUUUUAAUCGGUGGCAUGGUUCUAAACGCAUUUCCUCCGGUUCUCGCCGUCCAAAGUCCGGAGUGGACAAAACUGAAAAAGCGUUUACUCAGCGAAACGGUGCACAGUCCUGUCAAGGACAAUGAGAAGAUUCCGAAUAAUCAUCUCCUGCCUGCAGGUGACACGCGGAAUGGGUACUUUCCCGGUGACGCCGAAAUUCCGAACGGCACAGCGCACAAAACAAUGUUCGCUGAAGUAUCACUCCGUCAGAACGACGACUCCGGCCUCAAGACCGUCCCAUUGCUCUCGUCAGAUGAGAAAUCAGUGGACAAGGACAACGCGGCCAAGCCAAGUUUUUCUCUGAUUGUUAGACAAUUCGCCAGCGUGCCUUUCGCCGUGAGUGCGAUAUCCUUCGCUGUCAUCGCGCUAGGAAUGUCGACAUUUAUGUUACUUUCUGUGGACAUUGCCGUGGACCGAGGGAUCCCUUCAUCCAGCGGUGUCUUUCUCCUGAACGCCUUCGCAGUGACAGACAUUGUGGCGAGGCCGUUAAGUGGCCUGAUAAUCGACUCUGGUUUUUUAUCAUUAGAGAGCGUUAUGCUAAUCGGAUUCAUUAUCCAAUUCUUGGCGCUAGAACUCUUCGUGUGGUUAGAGCAUUUCCCGCUUAUGCUGGCUUCCUCUGCGCUAUUUGGUGUCAGUAACGGACUGAGGAUCACUCUGCUCGCGCCUUUUCUCGUUAAAGACUUUGGAAUGGACCGAAUGCCACACUUGCUUGGUGGCGUGUCCUUCUGUAGUGGCCUCGUCCUGCUCACAAGACCAUUUCUUGUUGGUUACUGGAGGGACCACCUGGGUUCCUACGAUGGCCUUCUUCAUUUUGUGGCUAUAGUAAACGCUGUCGUUGCGGUCAUGUGGAUGGCGAAGCUUUAUGUGCGGAGACGGCAACAACGGCUUAUAUAGUAAAAUAAAAAACUUGUAUUUAUACCAGAGAACAACGCUUUUUAUUUCAGUUUUUUUUAACAGAGAACUACAUUAAGCGAUGUUUACUCGGGGAUUGCAAUGUUGAGUUGCCAUUGACAUGAUAUCAAAUGUGAAACGUGACUCGAUGCAUUUUCCCUUUGAGAAUGUCACCAACAUUACCCACAAUUAGCCUUGUACUCGACUGAGAGGCCUGCCAUAGUCAACUGUAUCAGCCGGCUGUAGAAUCGUUGGCAUCACCACUUUAGGUGCAGCAUAAUUGGCCUACCUGCCCGCUUCGCGACAUGACCACUUUCGUGCGUUUUAUUCGUGAGGCGUGUUGAUCCUGGACUUAGGCCACGCAAGAGUAACUGGGUGAGUGCCGGGGGUGGCGCGACAAGUAGCCGACCUACAAUGAAAGUGUAAGACCCGAUUCCAACAGUCGUCUCGUCAACCUUCCCGUCCCGUCAAAGUAACGCCAGAAGCGUCCAUCAGGCAGCAGCAUUUCUUCGCUGUUUUCUCCUGGAGAAAAAGAUGACGGUGCCGGUAAAAGUCACAGUUCAAGAGGGACGGAUAACUAAAAAAGUCACAGUACAAGCGCCACAAUUGUUUAUUCGCCUAGCCGACCAAAUGCUAGUGUGGUGUGCAGUUCUUCAUUUUUCGUCUCUGUUGCGCUAUCUAAAGUUAUGGAACCGAAACAACCAUCGCGGUCCUAGUGGCUUCAAACGCAUCAGCGAUCCGUUUUUGGAAGAAUACGGUGAGUGAACGUUUGAUUGUGGAUGUCGCCCACAUAAUUUUUCCACGACGGAGAGGUUGACGGCUGUGAUAAUGAGGCCUGAAGUAAACUGGACAUAUUCCGGAGGUAGUGUUGUCAAAUUUCGGCUUAUGCCGGACACUUAGGAUUCAAGAAAGAGCGAGUUGGUGACAAAUCAUGACCCUGUUUCACGAUACAUUCCUUCACAAGGCAAGUUAGUUUGUAAAGUGGGCUGAUUCUAGAGGCAGUCUAUAUAAAUUGGCGGCAGUGCUGAUACUGUCAAGAGGCGUUAUAGUUCAAUUGAUAAAACACUCAGAUAGCAGAGCAC